Fimicolochytrium jonesii is the source of this 348-nucleotide messenger RNA. RefSeq lists its product as uncharacterized. NCBI's taxonomy places the organism in Eukaryota, Fungi, Chytridiomycota, Chytridiomycetes, Spizellomycetales, Powellomycetaceae. Gene Ontology annotation, cellular component: mitochondrion. The transcript has a single exon. The annotation marks the transcript as partial. The record is from RefSeq and is a predicted model, not a curated record.
GUCAAAUCCAUCGCCAAACAAUACGGCCUCGCCUGGCUCCUCGUCUCCCAGAUUCUCUCCUGGUCCAACCUCCUCCUCAUCUACCUCUUCCUCCGCGCCGCGCAACCGGACGUCACCGGGUUCGUCAAGAAUUACAAUCUAGGCCAUUACGCGGAAACGGUGGCAGAGACCGGUGGGACGUUUGCGCUGGCGGUGCUGUGUAAUAAGGUGUUGAGUCCGUUGAGGUUUUUUGUGUGUUUGGUGAUUGUGAGACGCACGGCGGGGAGGCUGAAUCCGUGGUUGGAGAGGAAGUGGGCGGGGUGGAAGAGGUGGAGGGGAACGGAUGUGGAGGCGGUGCCGAGGGAGGAU